CAAUCAGGAUCUUAUACUAAUCGGAAGCAAUUCAUUUACGAACGAGCCGCCUUGGGGUAGACAUCCAAUGUAUAACUCCUGUAUUCUAUCCCAUCCCACUUGCGCCAAAGAAAUCGGAGGAAACGUGACGAUCACCUUAUUUUAUUCACGCAGCUGAGCUGUUCACCUCGAUAGUAACAUUUUUGAAAGGGUCGGCCAAGAUUAAAUAUCAUUCUGCACCGAAACCUCCCUGUACCGCUUUGUCCUGUUCAUUCUUCAUUACAGAUCUGAAGCCAAGCUUGGACUUUCAGUUUCAGACCGUUGACAUCGUAGCAGACAACUGAUGACUAUGUUGUUGUGAUGUUCUGAGAACUGAUUCGCAGCAGACAAAGAGAUGGGGUUGGUGGGUGCUGAAGAAAAUGGAAACGGGGACUCCCUGGGAAGGAUGAACAAGUACAAGAGGAUGGACUCUCAGGCCAUUGAUGAUGACGAUUUUGAUGAAGUGGUGAAUAAUCAUCCGGGGUUCCACAGAAACAGAAGUACAAGGAACUACGUGUUCCUCUCUGCAGUUUUUGCUUCUCUCAACCAUGUUCUUCUCGGCUAUGAUGUCGGGGUCAUGAGCGGAGCAAUCAUAUUUAUCCAAGAAGAUCUGAAUAUCACCGAGGUACAAGAAGAAGUUCUGGUUGGGUGCUUGAGCGUUAUUUCUCUUUUUGGUUGCUUAGCUGGGGGCAGAACAUCGGAUCUCAUUGGUAGAAAAUGGACGAUGGGCUUAGCAGCAGUCGUGUUUCAAACUGGUGCUGCAGUGAUGACCUUUGCUCACUCAUACCGAGUCCUAAUGAUCGGUCGAUUCUUGGCCGGGAUUGGGAUUGGCUUUGGGGGAACGAUAGCUCCCGUUUAUAUUGCCGAGAUAUCUCCAACUGCUAGUAGAGGCUCCCUCACUUCCUUCCCAGAGAUUUUCGUAAACUUUGGAAUUCUACUUGGGUAUAUUUCAAACUAUGCUUUUUCUGGGCUGCCAAUUCACAUCAGUUGGAGGGUGAUGCUUGCCGUCGGGAUUCUUCCCUCCGCGUUCUUUGGCUUUGCACUCUUCAUAAUUCCUGAGUCUCCGAGGUGGUUGGUAAUGCAGAACCGGGUCGAUGAGGCUCGAGCUAUUCUCUUAAAAACAAAUGACCACGAGGCUGAAGUGGAAGAGAGGCUUGCAGAGAUUCAAUUAGCUGCUGGAAAAGGGAUUAAUUCUGAUAAGUAUGAAGAGAGAGCUGUGUGGCACGAGUUGUUAUUCCCUUCUCCUAUGCUCCGUCGGAUGCUAAUCACCGGCAUAGGAAUCCAAUGCUUCCAGCAGAUCACAGGAAUAGAUGCCACUGUUUAUUACAGCCCUGAGAUUUUCAAAGCUGCAGGUAUCAAGGACAACUCGAAACUUCUCGCUGCAACUGUUGCCGUGGGUGUUGCAAAGACUUCAUUCAUAUUGGUUGCGAUAAUUCUCAUUGACAAGCUCGGUAGGAAGCCAUUGCUGUCCAUCAGCACCAUCGGCAUGACUGUUUGUUUAUUUACAUUGGCUGUGGCUGUCUCAUUGCCAAAGGAAGGACAGUUUGGGAUCGCUUUAUCGAUUCUCUCGAUCUGCGGGAAUGUGGCUUUCUUUUCUGUUGGAAUCGGGCCUGUUUGCUGGGUGAUAACCUCGGAGAUUUUCCCACUGAGGCAGAGGGCGCAGGCAUCAGCACUCGGAGCAGUGGGGAAUAGGGUGUGCAGUGGAUUGGUUGCUAUGUCUUUCCUCUCGGUUUCACGAGCAAUCACUGUAGGAGGGAUGUUCUUAACAUUUUCCGCGUUCUCAGCGCUUUCUGUUCUCUUUGUGUACAAGUAUGUGCCGGAAACAAAGGGUAAGUCCUUGGAGCAGAUCGAGUUGCUGUUUCAGGAUGGAAUUGAUUGGGAAGGAGCAGGGAGUGAAGUGGAGUUGGGAGACACCGAGCAUCUCAUGCAGAAGUAAUACCCCGGUCAGAUUUUUCAGCAUUCCGAUCUCUCUCCUUGGAGAUUGCUACCCAAGAGAUGGAUAGAUCCCACAUCGAAAUUUUUUGUUCUGCUGCACAAGUCUCUCACCAACAUUACGGAACAUAAUGGAAACUCAAGUUGCAUUGUUCUAUGUAUUACUUUGAACCGCACCCAAAACUUUUAAGCUCAGAUGUAGAUCUAUUCUUGGGUAUCGAACUGUCAGUCCUCAAACAUGCAAUGAAUGUAACAUGGCAGCGAAAAACAUUAUUGUUAUAUGUUCCAAACUGCAGAUAAUUCUUCAUUGUCA
Molecule: messenger RNA, 2263 nt
Organism: Punica granatum (pomegranate)
Lineage: Eukaryota; Viridiplantae; Streptophyta; Magnoliopsida; Myrtales; Lythraceae
Source: RefSeq, a predicted model, not a curated record